AUGUCCCAUUCUCCUAGAUCAUCUAUAGAGGAAAGUAGUGGUAUAACAGCUUUAAAUUCUGUUGAUUCAGAAGAAAAUAAUCCAAUAUAUUUAAAACAUGAAGAUAUAAUCUCAAAAAAGACUAAUGAUAGAACAAAUAAUAGUUCAAUGAAAGAUACAUCUGAUACUUAUUCAAAUAAUGAUUUACACAGUGAAGCACAAAGUGAAGGAUCUUUAUUAAGAAUUUUUACAACAGGUGAAAAUAAUCAAUAUGUUUAUAUUGGUAGACAAAAAUUUUUAAGAAGUGAAUUAUAUGAAGCAUUUGGUGGUACCUUGCAACCUGGUUUAGCACCUGCUCCUGUGCAUAGAUUUGCAAACCCUGCUCCUUUAGGACUUUCAGCUUUUGCUUUAACAACAUUUGUUUUAUCAAUGUGUAAUGCAAGAGCUCAAGGUAUUGAAACUCCAAACAUUGUUGUUGGUUUAGCAAUAUUUUAUGGUGGUUUAACACAAUUAAUUGCAGGUAUUUGGGAGAUUUCUUUAGAAAAUACAUUUGGUGGCACAGCUUUAUGCUCAUUUGGCGGAUUUUGGCUAAGUUUUGGUGCAAUUAAUAUACCAUGGUUUGGUAUAAUUGACGCUUAUCAAGGUAAAGAAGAUGAAUUAGCAAAUGCAAUGGGAUUUUACUUACUUGGUUGGUGUAUUUUCACUUGGGGAAUUUGUACAUGUACAAUGAAAUCAACAAUUGCAUUAUUUGCAUUAUUUUUCUUAUUAGGCCUAACAUUUUUAUUAUUAUCAAUUAGUGAAUUUACAAGAAAUGAUAAUGUUAAAAGAGCUUCUGGUGUUAUUGGUACAAUUGUUUCAUUUAUUGCUUGGUAUAAUGCUUAUGCAGGUGUAGCAAAUAAACAAAAUUCAUAUAUUGCAUCACAUCCAAUUCCUUUACCAAGUAAUGAAAAAGUCUUUUUUUGA
Messenger RNA from Maudiozyma saulgeensis, 942 nucleotides. Lineage: Eukaryota; Fungi; Ascomycota; Saccharomycetes; Saccharomycetales; Saccharomycetaceae. The record is from the annotation of a GenBank genome assembly.